Messenger RNA from Paralichthys olivaceus (Japanese flounder), 1101 nucleotides. The record is from RefSeq and is a predicted model, not a curated record. NCBI's taxonomy places the organism in Eukaryota, Metazoa, Chordata, Actinopteri, Pleuronectiformes, Paralichthyidae.
CACACACACACGCACGCACGCACACACACACACACACACAGCUGCCGGACACAGAGCUCCACACCCGGACCCAUUUCACUCGGUGCUGCCGGUCACUGUGCGUGUGUGUGUGCACGUUCAUUCAGGCUACCGGGAGCGCGUGCACGUCAAAGCACUUGUUGCUGCUGGGAGUCAGAACGUGAGGAGAUAAAGAGUCUGCAGCAGCUGACUGAAGAACUACGAGCUGCAGGUGAUUCUUCCAGAGCAGCAGGUGGACUUCAACUCCCAGAAUGCCUGAGCAGAGUAACGACUACCAGGUGGUGGUGUUUGGAGCCGGUGGCGUGGGCAAGAGCUCGCUGGUCCUUCGAUUUGUUAAAGGCACCUUCAGAGACACCUACAUUCCCACCGUGGAGGACACGUACAGACAGGUAAUCAGCUGUGAUAAGAGCGUCUGCACGCUGCAGAUCACCGACACAACAGGAAGUCACCAGUUUCCCGCCAUGCAGCGCCUGUCCAUCUCCAAAGGCCACGCCUUCAUCCUGGUCUACUCCAUCACCAGCCGCCAAUCACUGGAGGAGCUGAAACCCAUCUACCAGCAGGUUGUGGCCAUCAAGGGCAGCGUGGAGUCCAUCCCCAUCAUGCUCGUGGGCAACAAGAGCGAUGAGACGGCCCAGCGAGAGGUGGAGACAAAGGAGGGCGAGGCUCAGGCCGCCGCCUGGAAGUGUGCCUUCAUGGAGACGUCGGCCAAGAUGAACUCCAACGUGAAGGAACUGUUCCAGGAGCUGCUGACGCUGGAGAAGAAGAGGGACAUGAGUCUGAGCAUCGACGGCAAACGAUCGGGGAAACAGAAACGAGCCGACAAGCUGAAGGGAAAGUGCAGCGUCAUGUAGAGCGGACGGCGGAGGACUCGCUGUAACCGCAUGGAAACAGCAGGAGUCUCAACAGCUCUUCUUCUUCGUUGGUGUCUGAGCACUGAAGCCCAGAGGAACAAAAAGAUGAGAAUCAAACCGGAACAUUUCUACCGGGGCCCUGGGGCACUGGGGCCCCUUGUGGCCCUGAACUGUGAUUAUGGCCCCAAAAUAUUGUUUUACAUGUUGAGCUCCUGCCACUAACGAAACUGUA